AUGGAGCGCAAUCUCGAAAAUGUGUCAGAAGACGGUUUGGCGGGAGCUUACGUCCUUUCGGCCAAUCAGCGUGACACAGCUGAGGAGUUAGAAGAACACCAACCGGAAGAUGGAACAUUCGCUGUCCCAUCCGGUUACGACAGUGGCGCAGCCGGUAGUUCCGCCGGUUCGUCGAAAAAGAAAAUUUCGAAGAAAAAGCUGCUUAAAGAAUUAAAGGAAGCUGUUGAAAAGAAUAAUUAUCUAGGGGAGCAGGUAACACGACUCUCCGCCGAGCAGAGUUUGGCUGACACUCUUCGGCAUGUUCGAUCAAGCACAACGCCGGAAGAAAUCCCCGAUUCGAGAAGCGAAGCGAUGCUCAUUUCAACGAUGAGCAACUGGACCCUGGGAACUUUGAACAUACCAGAGUGCACACCAGCGGAAGGAGAAUCGGAGAUCGAUAAACGGGCGUAUGAGUUCUGGAAAGAAACGCUUGUCGCUUCUCUGCAGCUGGUCAAUUCAGCAGACGAGAAAGCGAAGUUCGGUGUGUUCAAAAUCAAAGCAGGUGCCAAAUUGCGUGAAAUCUUCAGUACAACCGAUUCCACCACAGCGAUGCCCGACGAACACACAGCUCCUUUCUCAAACGCUUUGGCCCGGCUUGAUGACUAUUUCGGAUCGCGAAACUAUAUCCUGUCACAAAGAGGAAAAUUGAUGAAUUUGUGCCAACUGCCGUCAGAAUCCAGUGUCGAAUUUGUUCGUCGCGUUGCCUCGGCCGCCAAAUUGUGCAACUACGGAAAUGAUGAAGAAAUGGAAGCGGUUGUGAGAGUAGUUACCACGGGUGCAAGUGACAGCCGCAUCCGCAUCUUGGCACGUAGAAACUGGGUGAAACAGGGCAGCAUGAAGGGUCUAAUUGAUCAAGUACGAGAACAUGAGCAGGAACAGAGCUUCAAGCGCAAGGACUUUUUCGAUCAAAUUGGCGUGGUAAUUGGCGUGUUAGGGGAGCGGCACGAGGUAGUCGCGGCUCGAGACGUGGAGGAAGAGGUUUCAACCAAGGAAUGUCACGAAACGAGCGCGGUAGCAGCCAGCACGGCAGCGGCUGUUGGAGGUGCGGUAGUAUUUUUCAUCAAUCAUCCACGUGUCCAAACGCCAGCAAAGCAUGCCACACGUGUGGUCGAACGGGUCACAUCGCUCGAAUGUGUACGUCAGAGCGAAUGUCGGAAUUUUGGAACCGACCAUGGAAACGACCGGCUGAUUCGGAAGAUCGGAGCGUACCGAGGAAAAUUGCGGCCAUCGAAAACCCAAGGAUGGAUGAUGAGGUUGCUAACGAGGUACGAAAAGCCGAAGAAGAUCCAGAACUCAAGCUGUCUCAUUAAAGCCAAGGUGGCUGGCAUAGACAUCGAGUUCAUGAUUGACUCAGGUGCCCAGGUGAACACGGUAACGAAGUUAUCGUUCAGCAAAAUCGUAGCUGAUGAGUUAGCGUCAUCCAAAAUACUGGCUUUAAGCUCCAAUACUGAUCAACCAUUGAAAGGAUAUGGCUCUAACGACCCUAUUAAAGUCGUUGCUGUGUUUUCAGCAGAGUUGUUUGUCUCUGAAGACCGACCCGUAAUGGUUGAAAAGUUUUACGUUGUGGAUGAACUGAGAGCACUGCUGGGUUUCAACACAGCCGUAAGAUAUAGUGUGCUUGACAUCGGACUGACCGUGCCUGUGCGAUACCAACGCUUAUCAUUCAACCGAGGCAAUUCGAACAUUGCUCUAGUUGAAUCGGCAUCUCGACCUGCAGAGUUUCCUAAAUUCAAUGUGCCACCAAUCACGCUGAAAUACAACACGGAUAUGCCACCCUCUCGAAAUGUCUAUACCAAUAUCCCUAUAGCAUUUAAGGAACUAACCAAGCAGAAGCUUAGCGAUUUGUUGAUAUCGGGUAUAAUAGAGGAAGUCACCCCCGAUAUGGAUCGCUCGUUUUGCUCGUCCUUACUUGUAGUGCCCAAAGGCAGGGAUGAUAUACGCCUUGUAAUAGACCUCAGGGGCCCUAACCGAAGUAUUCAUAGGACCCCCUUCAAGAUGCCAACGUUCGAGACAAUUCUAAUGGAGCUCCACGGCGCGGAAUGGUUUUCAACCAUUGACCUGAAGAACGCGUUUUUUCAUAUAGAACUACACGAAAAUUCGCGCCAUCUUACCAAUUUUUUUGCUGGCGAUGGAAUAUACAGGUACAAGAGGCUGCCAUUUGGCCUCUGCAAUGCCCCUGAUAUAUUUCAGGAGGUAUUACAGACAGUCGUGCUCGCCGGGUGUGAAGGAGUAGUUAACUACUUAGAUGACAUGAUGAUCUUCGGCAAAACCAAGGAGGAACACGACCGGAACCUUGCUAAGGUAAUGGAAUGUUUGAAAAACCACAACGUGAUGAUCAACGAAGAAAAGUGUAAAUUCGGGCAAAAAUCUGUGGAUUUCUUAGGAUUUCUUGUAUCCUCCGAUGGGUGGAAAUUGGCAGAUGACAAGAUUGCGGCACUCAAGAACUUCAGAAGCCCCGCAACCAUCGCAGAAGUAAAAAGUUUUUUGGGUCUGAUUAAUUUCAUUGAGAGAUUCAUUCCUCAUCGGGCUCAACGGACAUGGAGAUUGCGAGAACUGGCAAAGGGUGACCAUUUCUAUUGGGACAACGAUUUGGAGAAAGAAUUCGAAUUUUUGAAAAACGAUGCGUGGAAAACCGUUACCUCACUUGGAUACUAUAGCAGAUUUGACGAAACAGAACUAUACGUCGAUGCGUCCCCCUUUGGCUUAGGCGCAGUUUUAGUUCAAUUCGACAAAGACCAUCAACCGCGAGUAAUAGCCUGUGCAUCGAAGACGUUAACUCCCGUGGAACAAAAGUACCCCCAGACGCAGAAAGAAGCGUUGGCGAUGGUCUGGGGGGUUGAGAAAUUCUCAAUGUACCUUAUGAGCAUAUCUUUCACCAUAAGGACCGAUGCUGAGGCUAACGAAUUUAUUUUUGGUGGCCUGCACCGAAUCGGCAGGCGCGCUGUAACCAGAGCUGAGGCCUGGGCAUUAAAGUUGCAACCGUACAGUUUUACCGUAAGAAGAAUUCCAGGAAACAUGAACAUUGCGGAUGCUCUCUCAAGACUGGUGGUGCAGAAUCCUCCGGAUAAGUCUUUUGACGACGAAACAGAUGAUAAACACUUGCUGUAUUUCCUGGAUACGGGUGCGAUGGAACUAACAUGGGACGAAAUCGCAUCAUCUUCAGAACAGGAUAAGGAGCUUUGCAGCGUCAAGGCGGCCAUUGAAACCGGUCAGUGGGAAAGUGGACUUCGACGCAUUGCGGAAUACAGCCAUACGCUCAGCCCACCAAGGCCACAUGGGAGUAUCAUCAACUAA
This is a messenger RNA of Aedes albopictus (Asian tiger mosquito), 3333 nucleotides long. RefSeq lists its product as uncharacterized. The record is from RefSeq and is a predicted model, not a curated record. Bases 1 to 3333 code for a protein of 1110 amino acids. The transcript is spliced from 5 exons. NCBI's taxonomy places the organism in Eukaryota, Metazoa, Arthropoda, Insecta, Diptera, Culicidae.